GCGUCAUCGUCGCUGCGCCCCCCCGCCCCGCUCACAGCAAACCAGCGCUGGGCACCCUCAGCCGAGACGACAUUUAACCUCGGGUUGCUUCGUCCACAAUAGCCGUGACUAGCACAUCACAGCCAUCAGCAGCGAAUAAUAACAACAACAGCAGCAACAGCAGCAGCAGCAGACGGACAGUCACCCAUCGUCAUCCGCUGCCCUCAUCCCGCCUCGUGAGCGGCGGUCGAGGCAGCAGCAGCACUACCACCGCGUGUGCGUCCCAUUCUUUUUUUUAAUAUCUCCGGCGGCGUCGUCGUCGCCGUCGCUCGGGACUCAUGAGCACCGAACUAAGGCAGCGGAUCCCGGCCGAUGUGGAGGGCGACCCGGACCGUCCUCACCGAGGCUCGGCACCGGCGGAAGAAGACACGAAGCAUUUAUUGACUGAAGGGGAGGAAGAUGAUGCCCAGGAUUACAACGAAGAUUGGGGCGAGAGAAAAGGGGAGGACAGUGACCGCAAGGACGAUGGGGAGGAAGGGGACGAAGGGGACGAGGGGGGAGAGCGGGAUGAGGAAGAGGAGAGGGCCGAGGAUAAGGUGGACGACAGAUCCAAGUCCGGCCCGGAAACGGCCAUGGGCCAGCCCGGUGCGGACAACACGCCUGAGGUGCUCAACAAAGCACUAUCAGGGAUGUCGUCUCGAUGGAGAAACUGGUGGGUCCGUGGGAUUCUGUCCCUUGCCAUGAUUGGAUUCUUUUUCAUCAUCAUCUACUUGGGACCGCUCGUCCUCAUGCUCAUUGUUCUUGGUGUUCAGAUCAAGUGUUUUCAUGAGAUCAUCACCAUCGGCUACAACGUGUAUCACUCCUAUGAGUUGCCCUGGUUCAGAACGCUGAGCUGGUACUUCCUGCUUUGUGUGAAUUACUUUUUCUACGGAGAAACUGUGGCCGAUUACUUCUUCUCCCUGGUUCAACGCGAGGAGCCCUUGAGACUCUUGUUUCGCUACCACCGCUUCAUUUCCUUCACACUGUACUUGACUGGAUUUUGCAUGUUUGUGUUGAGUCUGGUGAAGAAGCAAUAUCGUCUUCAAUUUUACAUGUUCGGAUGGACCCAUGUGACCUUGCUGAUUGUGGUGACACAGUCUCACCUUGUGAUCCAGAACCUCUUUGAGGGCAUGAUCUGGUUCAUUGUUCCCAUCUCCAUGGUGAUUUGUAAUGACAUCAUGGCUUACAUGUUUGGGUUCUUUUUCGGACGAACCCCGCUCAUCAAGCUGUCUCCUAAGAAAACCUGGGAGGGAUUUAUCGGAGGCUUCUUUGCCACGGUCGUGUUCGGCCUCAUCCUGUCGUACCUGAUGGCUGGCAUCCCGUACUUUGUGUGCCCCGUGGCAUACAACAGCGAGACCAGCCGAUUCACCGUGGACUGCCAUCCCUCAGAGCUGUUUCACUUGCACGAGUACUCCGUACCCGCUGUGGUGCAGUCCGUCAUUGGCUGGAAAACAGUUCGGCUGUACCCGUUCCAGAUUCACAGCAUUGCUCUGUCAACCUUCGCUUCGCUCAUGGGACCCUUUGGAGGGUUCUUUGCGAGUGGAUUCAAGCGUGCCUUUAAAAUUAAGGAUUUUGCUGACACCAUUCCUGGCCACGGAGGGAUCAUGGAUCGAUUCGACUGUCAAUAUCUCAUGGCCACGUUUGUGCAUGUGUACAUGGCCAGCUUCAUAAAAGGGCCAAAUCCAGCCAAACUUCUGCAGCAGCUGCUGGUGCUUAGGCCAGACCAGCAGAUUCAGAUUUUUCAAGCGCUCCGUGACAGUCUGAUGGGAAAGGGACUCAUCCAGAAGGAAGACGACUUCGUGGGCAUCAUCCAACCCAAGCCCUCCUAGGUGGCCUACCAACGCACCAGGAUCCUACGCACACGCUAAUAUUUAAAGGGACAUCGCAGGCCGCCUGUAUUUAUUAAGAUCAAAAGUCAUGCUCGGGAAUUACUUCAUCGUUUUCUUGGCAGUGCGACAAAGCGUGAUGUAUUUGCUCUGUACUUUUAAGUUGUUCUCGCGUUGUGAAAUUUAAGUGGGGAUUUUCCUUCGCUGUCAGAUUCGCAGGGGUUCCACAGUGACCACAGUAACCACAGUAACUUACCGUACCAGCUUGUUCAACCAGCGUUUUAUAGCUUGGGGAUGUCAUCAUUGGUCAGCCGAUGCCAGUAGUGCAAUCGCAAAGUGCAGCACUCAUCUUGCAUUAUCGUUCUGUGCUUCUCUGGUUUUGGCCAAUUCCGAUGGAGCAAUGGUUACAGUGGAGCCUAUUUGCAGCAGUAUCCUUCACUCAAGCUCAUAAACAUUUAUUGGAAACAUUCCCUUACUCUCGGAAGUAUAGAGUUAAAAUGUUUAACGUAAUGUGCAACAAUGAUUUUGUCAUUGACGUGCGCACUGUUUUUUCAACUGGAAAAAAGGCAAAAAGCAUUUUGGAAAGCAAAGGCGUUUGGGCGGGGGGGGGUUAAGGCUUGCGUACAAAGAUGGCAUCUUGGUUACUGGUCACAGGUAGUUGAGGAUGGCUGAUUAAUAUAAAGUAUCAAUAUUUAACACGCUGUCCAAUUUUACGAGCAAACCCCACCCCUCCCCCCCCAUAUAAGAAUGGUAAUACAGCGCUUGUGGUUAUUUUUAACUCAAUAUGUGCAAAAUGUCUGGGAAGUGCAGUUGUAUAUCUUUGCCGCCCCCCCCCAUAGCAGCUUGUUCCCUGUGCGAUAAUGCAAUGUAACUCGAGCAUCAAUCUGCCAGUUGGGGAUAGGUGAUUGCUACGUUUGUAAUUCCAGUCGAGGUAAUUACGUUAUGUUUUGAAUUUUAGAAAAUGUAGACUGACGUUGGUGCUCAUUGUGGCCCCUUUUGAUACAUUACCACGCGUGAACGUCCUAAUAAUUUAAUGCGCCCUGAUUGAGAAUGGCGCAGUACUGUGCGAAAUAAUAAUUCUAAAAUUUAAUCUCUGGCGGAAAUUAUAAAACAAUCGAUGCCAGAGCCAAAUUGCAAAAUGCUGCAUGUAGCGUGCAUUCGAAGGCUUAUGCGUGCGUAAUUUAAGCAUGUACAGUUGAUUUGGACCGUACUGAAGCAGUCUCUAAGGAGGUAUAAUUAGACUUAUAUCUGUAGCAUUGUGAUGAUAAUCAUUGACACUUCCAAUUAGUCAUCAGGGCUUUGCAAUUUGAGUACAGAGUAUAUUGCCCGUGGAUUUAAAACUAUUUUCCCCCCUCACUGCAAACUUUUAGUACCCUGCUGUGUACACGGUAACAAAUUUCCCCCCAAAAAAAGCAUUAUCCUAGAAGUAGCCUGUAAUUGUAAUGUGUACACUCACAUGCACGGUACAGCAAGAUAUCAAACAUAUGGCUUGCACUUCUCAAAUGAAGUGUUUACAGUAACUUCUCAUUCUAUUAAAUGAAUUCUCUGUAAGGCCGACGUCUUUACAAAAACAAAGAACAUGUUAUGUUCUCUGAGAAAGCAUUGUGUGGUCAUGUGGUGGUGAGAGAUGACGUCAUCGGAGUGGUGAAAUGAUACGUGGUUUGGUAUAGCUGCCCCUCUUCAAAAUUCUUCCAACUUAAAACAUGUUCACGUCACGUGACACCGAGUUUGAAAAGACAGCUUUUACUCCUGGGAACAGGGUCUCUUGGAAGUAAAGCUCCAGCCCUCUGACCCUUGCGCUAAUAAGCUGAUUGUGUCUGUAUUCGUCAGUGUAAGGAAUUGUAACUGCAGGUGUAGAUUGCUUCGUCGUGGAGGGGUGUCGUGAGGCAAGGAAGUUCUCCAGCGAAGUUAACGAGAUAGUCCGUGUUCUCGCAUGCCACUAAUUUGCUCCUUUUCACACGAUAAUUGGUGGAUGGUUGGCAGUGUUAUCCUGAUUGUCUCCUGCAUUCACAAUUGAAAACCAGUUUGCCUAGUUCGUUAUAUUGGUGCAUGGCAUGCAGGUAUUUACUGUGUUAAGUGUUCAGAAGUUAAAGCAGUGGGGCCAACCAACAUUAAUGCCCAUAACUGCUAAAUCUGAUGUAGUGGUUUUUUUUCUUACUUUAUACAGAUUGUUAUUUUUUAUUGAGGGGUAUGCACAAUGUGAAUAACAUGGCACUGUAUUAUAGAUUUUUCUUAAAUUUAUUGUAAUCGUAUUACUUUAAUCACUGUUUUACUGUAUUGUCUGAUAUAGUUAUAUAUAUAUAAUUUUACUGUGCAAUUAAUGUAUCCUUCCUUGGUUUAGGGUGCAAGAUGUUACCAAAACGGGAUAUAACGACAUUAUGGCCACACACAAUAUUUGGUAGAGGCGUUUACCUUUCAACUUUAGAGUGCAACCAAAUCAUUACAAAUUAUCUUCACAAAUCAAUGUUAUUUGAGGCAUAUGUAAGUGUUGUUCCAUUCUUUGGACGUUACAGACACGAAUAUAUUUUCAGAUAAAAGUUUUGCUGGUGAUACUACACAUGAGAAUACAUUUUCAGAUUAUGUCUCAACCGUUCCUCUUUGAUUUUUGUAUAAACCUUGCUACUUUCUUCGUUUGCUUAUUUGCCCCAUUCACCGUGUUCUGUUUAACUCUUUGCCAGAUUUUAUAUUUCCUUAUGCAGUAAAGCCGUGUCAAGGGGUCUAUUUAAAGUAAAUGGCUAUGACUCGGUUGUGAAUGUAACUGCUGAAAAAACCUAUUUGAAAUGCUAAAUGUCGCAGAUGUUUUAAUCCUAAUUUUCCAAUUUUUAAAUUCUAAUUUUGACUGCAAAGGUAUAUUUGAUGCCAGCUGAACAAAAUUAAACACCAUCCACUAUAGUGUUGAACCAAAAAAAUAAUUUUCCUAGCAUUGAAAUAAUGCUCCUAAAUUAAGCUAAGGUAAAUUAAUAUUUUACACCAGUUUAUUUAUGUUGUAAAUGAAAAUUUAAAAAUAUAUAUAUUAAAUAUAUAGGUCUUAUCUUACUCCUUAGCUUGAAAGUACUUUGUAUAUAUACGCUGUGUAUUAUAUGUUGGAAGGCAAUUCGGGUGUUGAGUGAGUUGUAUCUGAUUUUAAAAUGUUUUCCAUCAGCAGUUACUCAUCGCGAAUAAAUCACUCCGCAGCUUGUGCUCUUCUGAGGUUUCCCCACAGAGCCCGUUUCCUCAGCCGAAAUAUGUCACAAUGAGUUCUCACAAUUGAUAUUACACUUGUCAAAGGGGUUUCCAUGUAACCGAACACCCACUAGACUUCUUGGGUGUCUUGCAACAACUUAUUUUCGCUUUGUGUUCUUUUCAAUUUAAUGUUUGAAAGAGGUCUCUUCAUCUAUCCUACCAUCGUGAGCCUGAUGUGAAACGCAAGCUGAGAUAUACCAUAGGUAGCACUAGAAAGACCUCUUCACCACAAAGUACUGUAAAUUCAAUGGUGAAGGUGUUUGUUGUCAGUUGUUACGGGUAAGUAUUUCCAUCGCAUUUUAGGGAAUUGUCAAGUUUUGGACUCAAGAAAAUUGGCUUAAGAACUGUGGACUUCAGUUAAUACAUUUAAAAUGUUAUUUCAGCUAAAAAAACACGUUUGCGUGCAGUCUUGUUGAUAUCCUGCUUAACUGUAUAAAUGACAGGAGGUAUAUAAAUUAGUAACAUUGCAAAUUCCAGUAGACUGCUAUAUUUUGUGAUUGGGCCUCUUAUUAGGUAUGUUCAUGUUAGAGUUCUGUUUCUCUUGAUGCUUUGUCACUGCUAAACAGUUCAGAGAUGUUCACACGACACAGAUAAUACCUGAUGCAUGAGGCCACUGUGGAAACCACGUGGAAUGUAGGUUGGUUCAUAAGACAAAAUCCAGGUUUGUGCCAUUCAAUAUUCCAUAUCUGGUUUUCACAGCAGCCUGUCAAUGAGAAUAUUUACAUAAAUCCUUUUCCUAGCUGAUUCACGAGAAAAUAGUUUAUGUAAUGCAUUAGUGAUUGUUUUCUAAACAGACUGGUUCAUGAGUGUUCCUGGUUAAUGCAGUUGUGUGGGUCCCUCGACUAAAUAGAUGUAAUCCAGUACAGUAUUCAUCAACAUCUGGGUUAAAUACAGCACAUGUUGGAAUAUAACAUUACUUUGUGUAUAGUAAUAUAUCAUUGUGUGGGUGUUACAAAGGUGCAAGAUGUGAAUGUACCAAUAAAGAUUACUAGAAUAAU
Messenger RNA from Petromyzon marinus (sea lamprey), 6064 nucleotides. RefSeq names its product CDP-diacylglycerol synthase 2 (gene CDS2). The record is from RefSeq and is a predicted model, not a curated record. NCBI's taxonomy places the organism in Eukaryota, Metazoa, Chordata, Hyperoartia, Petromyzontiformes, Petromyzontidae. Gene Ontology annotation, molecular function: phosphatidate cytidylyltransferase activity. Gene Ontology annotation, cellular component: endoplasmic reticulum membrane.